AUGUUUAAUUGCAAAAUGGAGGAAUAUUCAAGUUAUGAAUUUAAAGACAACUUAACUAUAAAUAUAAUUAGAACAAAUAUCGUUAAAAGACGUUUUUGUAGUUAUACGGAAUAUAUUUUAGAAUUUAAAGUUUUAAAUAGUCAGAAAAUUUUAAAAAAAAGAUUUUCAGAUUUUUUCACUUUUUAUAUACAAUUAAAAGAUGAAUUAAAUGAUAAAUUUAAUGAAUGUUUAGAAAAGAUAAGUGUUUUACCUUCAAAGAAAUUAUUUGGUAGAUUUAAUUAUAAUUUUAUAGAAGAGAGAAGGCAAAAACUUGAAUUAUUCUUAAAAAAUAUUGCAAAAAAUAAAAAUGUAUAUUUAUGUGAUAAUUUUUAUGAUUUCUUAUGCUUAGAUAAUAUAACAAAAUAUUUAUUUAAAUUAAUGUGUACUAAAAUUAGUGAUUAUAUUAAUAUACAGAAAUUUUUGAAAAAAAUAAAUUAUAUUUUAUUUAUGUCUAGAAGUAAUACAUUAAAGAGUGCCGAAUGUGAUAUUAUAAAUUUUCUUUUUCAUAUAAAGAAAAAUUUAAAAUUAAACAAUGAAAUGAAAUUUUUUAUUUUAAAUAUUUUUCUUCAUCAUUUAACUUAUACAAAAACUCCAGAAAAUUUAUUAAAUGUUCAAUUAAUGAAAUUUGCUUUUGAAAUUAUUCAUGAAAAUUUAUUAGGAGAAAAUAUAAAUGAAGUUUUGUUAAAAACAUCUUCGGAAACAAUAUUACGAAUUGUAGAUAAAAAAAAUUAUGUAUUUUUAGAAUAUUUAAAAAUCUAUAAUUUUAAAGAAAUAUGUACCAUUUUUAAUAUAAUAAAUAAAAAGAAAGAAAAAAAAGAUGAUGAAAAAAUUGAUAACAUUGCAUUUAAUAUUUAUAUAUUAGUAUCAUUAUUAUUAUUAUCUUCCAUUCAUUUAAAUGAAAUUCAAAAUUUUUUUUCAAUGAAAAGUAAUUCAAAUAAAGGAAUCAGUAUAUUAGGUUAUAUGUAUGAUAGUCAAAAUGUUAAUAUUCAAAUUAUAUGUUGUAUUAUUUUGUCUCUAUUAAUAAUUAAUAAAAAAAUAAAAGAUGAAGAAGUUAUAUAUAAGACAAAAAUGUCUAUUUUGUUAAUUCAAAAUGAAAUACAUAAUAUAAAGAAUGUGGAUUAUCAAUUAAUUGAAAUUAUUUGUAGUAAAAAAAAUAUUAGUUUAUUAAAUAAUAUUCUUGAAUCACUACUAAAAGAUAAAGUUAUAAAAUACGAUCUUAAUUUAAAUGAUAUUGAUAAUUUUGAAAAAUAUAAAAUUGAAUAUAAUCCCUUAGAAAAAGACUUAUUUUAUGAACAGAAAGUAAAGUAUGGAGAUUUUUCAAAUAAUGAUAUUAUUUUACAAUUUAUUUUAUUCAUUAUUAAUAUUGGUAUAAGUGAAUUCUUUAUACUUAAAAGAAAUUAUAAAUUUAAAAUGAAAAAAAAUUUAUUGAAAAUAAAGUUGAGGAAAAAUAAUAUAUAUAGAAAUAAAAAGAUGAAAUUAAAAAUAAAUGAUAAGAAAAUUAUGUUAAAUGAUAAAGAAGAUGAAAACAAAUAUUUGUUACAAAUAAAAAAUAGUGAUAAUAAUAAAAAUGAAAAGAUUGAAAAAAAUGACGACAACUAUAGUAUAUAUGGUAUCGAAAUUGGAGAAGAAAAUGAAGAAAAUUAUGAAGAAAAUUAUGAAGAAAAUAGAAAAAAAAAAACAGAAAGGAAAAAGCAAAAUGUAAAAGAUCAAUUUAUAAAAAAUGAUGAUAAUAGUAAUAUUGAUAUUUAUGAAGAAAAGGACGAUGAAGAAAAGGAUGAUGAAGAAAAAGAUGAUGAAGAAGAUGAUGAUGAAGAAGAAGAUGAUGAAGAAGAAGAUGAUGAUGAAGAAGAAGAAGAUGAAAAUUACAAUGAAGAUGAUAUUGAUAAAGUUAGAAAAGAGGAAGAAAAUGAAAUAUAUAAUAUUAAGGAAGAACAUAUGAAGAAAAAAAAAGAAGAUUCAGAAUCUACUACGAGUUCAUGUAUAUCCCCGUUGUAUUCAUUCUCAAGUGAUUGUAAUAGUCUUUGUUAUGAUGAAAAUGAAAAUUCAAUGGAAAUCAAUUUAAAUAUGGAUCCUAUAAAAAAUGUAUGCUAUGAAGAUGAAUUUAGUUUAGAUUCUGGUAAUAUAAAAAAUGAUAUAUUUUUUCUUAAUAAAGUUAAAAAAAGUAAUAAUUCAAAGGAUAAUAAUUCUGUUUGUUCAAAUAAUGAUUCAAUAUAUAAUAAAGAUAUUAAAGGUAAUCAAUAUAAAAUCAAAGAAGAAAUAAAAAAUUUGCAUGAAACUAGAAAAAAGUAUGUUAGAAGAAUAAGAAGAAUAAAUGAACAAAUAAUAUUAAUAUUGUGUAAUGAAAAAAUGAUUCAAAAUAUUUAUAAAUGUACAAAUUUAGAUAAUUAUAAAAUAAAAUUUUAUGCAUCACUAAUACUUUCAUAUAUACCAGAUAUUAAUGAAAUGAUCACCAAUAAUCAUACUCAUGAAAAUGUAGAUAAUGAUAAAUGUAAUAAUGAUAAUAACUAUAAUAAUAGUGAGAAUAAUAUGAAUAUAAAAGAAGAAAUAAAAAAUUUAGAAUAUUUUCCAAAUGAAAACAUGGAAACUUUUUCUAAAUAUCCAUUUGCUACUGACACCAUCUUGAUAAAAAAAAACAAUAAAAAUUUUAUUUGUAGUGUUGAAGGAGAUUAUUAUAAUUAUAUAUAUAAAUUUAAUAUUUUAAAUAAUUUACUAUUUUACUUAUAUAAUGAAACUUCAUUUUAUGAACACAUUUUAAACAGUGUAAAAAAUUUUAUUUCUGACCAAAGUUCCAUUAUUAAUUUAAAAUAUUUGAAAAUUAAAGAAACAGAAUUAAUAAAUACCAUGUCAUUUGAUGAUUUAAGGGGAAAUAGUAAAAAGAGGAUGAAGAAGAAUGACAAGAAAAAAAAAAAAAAAAAAAAAAAAAAGGAAAAUUUUGAUAUUCAUGAAAAAAUAAAUAGUAGCGAAAGUAUUAUAUAUGAUUAUAAUAAUAAUAGUAAAAUGAGUAGUGUGAUAAAUGAAGAGAAUUGUAAAAAUGAUAAUAACGAAAAAAAUUGUACAAGUAAUAACUUAAAGAGAAUAAAUAAUAAGGAAGAUUUAAUGAAUGAAGAAAAUGCAAUUGUAGAGAACGAAUCAAAUAAUAAUCAAUGUGUAUUAUAUGAUGAUUCGAAAAUAUAUAAUCAUAUACAAUGUUUAUUUAGUUAUGUUUCUAAUUUAAGAAAAUUUGGUUUGCUAAAUAAUUUAAUUGUACAAAUGUAUAUUAAUAUAAGAAAAAAAUUGAAAUCUCUUGAUAUGAACUUUUUAUUUGAUAUAUUAAAAAAAAAAGUAGAAGAAAAAAAUGAAAUGAAAAAAAGUAUUUGUAGUUUAAAAAAAGAAUAUGAAUAUGUUAAUUUUACAUAUAAUGAUUACAUAAACUUACAAUAUGAAUCUAAUAAAUAUAUGAGUAUAAUUGAAAAAUUAUAUGAAGAAUUAGAAGAAAUUGAGAAAAAAAGAAAAAAAGUCCUUCGAAAACACAAAUAUGUUCAUAUUAAUGUUUGUAAUUACAGAAAAAAGCUAAUUCAUAUUGAGAAAAUGAUUGAAGAAUCUCCAUCAAUUAAAAAAUGUUUAAAUGAAGAAUUAAAUAAAAUAAAAGGAAAUAUUGCUCUUUAUAAAAAAGAUAAAAAAAAAUUAUCUUUUUUUAUUUUAUUACAUAAAUUUUAUUUAGAUAACUUUAAUUGUGUACUUAAUAAAUUAAAAGUAAUGAAUAAUUUAUAUGGAAAUAUAAAAUUACUCUCAACUGAUUUUGAUAAAAAUAAGAAUAUAAUAUUAAGCGAAAUGGCUUGCUUGAUUUCUAACGAUAUUAUAUUAGCUGAUUUGCUGAUGGGUAAGAUAAAUAUAAAUAUGGAUGACGAGAAUUUUUCUCUUUUAUUAGGAAGAGAGAAAAAUAUAGAUAACUUCAAUUAUAAUAUUUGUAAUGAAAAUAAAUUGAUAAUUAUUAAUAAAGAAAAUAAAGUAACUAAUAAAAAGGAUGUUGACUUAUUUAAAGUUAAUGAUAUCCUUAAUGAAAAAUACAAAUACUAUUUUAAUGAUGAUAAUAUUUUAAACAUGGAAGAAAAAAAUAUGAGUGAUGAUUUUAAAAAUUUAAAUGAAAUGGAAUUUUAUAGUAGUGAUAGUCAAACGGUAGACAGAAGAAUAAAUCAAAAUGAUAAAAUUAAAAAUGUUCAAAAUAAUUUUAAUGAAUAUAAUAUUAACAAUCAUAAUCUUUAUUAUAAUUUAGAUGAAACAUUAGAGGAUUUUAAUAAUGAUAGAAAAUAUAUAGAAGAAAAAAAAGGAAAAAACAAGCAAAAUUUUUCUUACAAUAAUAAAAUGUAUAAGGAAAGUUUUAAAAAAGAUUUUAAUAAUAACAGUACUGAAAUGUAUGAAAAUUAUGAUAGACAAAAUAGUGAAAUGGAUGAUGGAGAAAAUGAAGAAGCAUUUAAUACAGAAUUUGUUUCGAGUGAUGAAGAUAAUGCAGAUUUAAAAAAAAAAAUUGAUGAAUUAAAUAAUUUCAAAAAUAAAGAUUUAAAAUCUUUAUUACCAGAAGAUAUAAAAAUUGAUGAUUCUAUGAAUAAAAAAAUAUUUCUUGAAAUAUUAGAUAUCAUAAAAAAUCGUAAAAAACAAAUUGAAAAAAUAAUAUCACAACAAAAUAGUCAAAUAUAUAAAAAUAUACAUAAAUAUAACAAUCUUUUAAAUAAAUGUAAUAUUCAAAUUAAUGUAAAUCAGAAAAAAUAUAUUAAAUUAAACAAGCAAAUUUUAUCUAUUGACACAAAUUGUAUGAUUAAAAAAUCUGAAUAUAUAUAUAAAACCAUUAGAGAGUGGGAUGAUAAGAUAAACAUUUUAAAUGAAGAAAUUAAAAACGUAGAAAAUGAAAAAAAAGAAAAAGAAAAAGAAAUUUCUUCACAGAAAAAAAAAUUAGAAAAAAAAGAAAAAGAAAAAAACCUUAAAAAAGAAGAACUUCGAUUAUUAGUUACAGAUAUGUAUAAACAUAAUAAUAAAAUAAAGAAGAAAUACAAAAAAGAUCAGAAAAUAAUUUUAUUAAUAUUAUAUAAUUCGUGGUUUUUAUAUCAUUAUAUUUAUAUAAUAUAUUUGAAUACAUUGAAAUUAAAAAAUUAUUUAUCUUAUAAACAAAGUUUAAAUGAAAUUUGUCUUUCUUCAGCUAAAGAAACUAUUUUAAAUAUUAAUUUUUUUUCCGAAUUGUUAGAUGAAAAUGAUUUUUAA
Molecule: messenger RNA, 5271 nt
Organism: Plasmodium gallinaceum
Lineage: Eukaryota; Apicomplexa; Aconoidasida; Haemosporida; Plasmodiidae
Product: phosphoinositide-binding protein, putative
Exons: 6
Coding region: 1-5271 (1756 amino acids)
Biological process (GO): intracellular protein transport
Cellular component (GO): early endosome
Molecular function (GO): phosphatidylinositol binding
Source: RefSeq, a predicted model, not a curated record